This is a messenger RNA of Quercus robur (English oak), 1289 nucleotides long. Its product is annotated as cationic peroxidase 1-like. The transcript is spliced from 4 exons. The coding region runs from base 70 to 1047 and encodes 325 amino acids. Gene Ontology annotation, biological process: hydrogen peroxide catabolic process; response to oxidative stress. Lineage: Eukaryota; Viridiplantae; Streptophyta; Magnoliopsida; Fagales; Fagaceae. Gene Ontology annotation, molecular function: heme binding; peroxidase activity. The record is from RefSeq and is a predicted model, not a curated record.
AGUCUAGUGCAUUAACCACACAACAAGCUAGAAAGCCUUCUUCUUUAUCUGCUUCUUUAUAUCAUUAUCAUGGCUCCAUUAUUCUCUGUCCCAUCAGUUCUCACUACCAUAAUUAAGUCCUGCCUGCUAUUUUCACUUCUUGUGGGUAUGGUUUCUGCUCAGUUAUCCUCAACUUUCUAUGCAAAAUCAUGCCCUAAUGCCCUUUCCACCAUUAAAUCUGCUAUAGACUCUGCAAUAUCAAGUGAGGCACGAAUGGGAGCAUCCUUGAUUCGCCUGCACUUUCAUGACUGCUUUGUUAAUGGAUGUGAUGCAUCUGUACUCUUGGACAAAACAGCAACUGAACCAGGAGAGAAAAAUGUUGGUCCAAAUCCUUCACUAAGGGGAUAUGAAGUAAUCGACACUAUCAAAUCUCAAUUGGAGAAUUUGUGCCCCGGUGUUGUAUCUUGUGCAGAUAUCUUAGCCGUUGCUGCAAGAGAUUCAGCUGUUGCUCUAAGUGCACCUAGUUGGUCUUGGACUGUUGAUUUGGGAAGAAGAGACUCUGCCACAGCAAGUUCUGCUGCUGUUACUGGCAACAUCCCGCUUCCAACAUUAGAUCUUAGUGGCCUUAUUAGCGCCUUCUCAAAAAAAGGUUUCACUACCAAAGAAAUGGUAGCUUUAUCAGGAAUUCACUCUGUCGGCCAAGCAAGUUGCAGAAACUUCCGAACCAGGAUUUACAAUGAAACCAACAUAGAUUCCUCAUAUGCAACUUCAUUGAAAUCAGUUUGUCCAAGCACUGGCGGUGACAACAAUCUUGCCCCUCUAGAUGUAACUACUCCAACAAACUUUGACAAUGCUUACUACACGAAUUUGAUAAACAAAAAGGGUCUCUUACACUCGGAUCAGCAACUCUUUAGCGGAGGUUCCACUGAUUCCAUAGUUACCACUUAUAGCAACAACGUGGGAAACCUCAUAACGGACUUUGCCAAUGCAAUGGUGAAGAUGGGAAGACUCAGUCCACUCACGGGCACAAGCGGCCAAAUAAGGAAAAAUUGCAGGAAAGCCAACUAAGUAAUUAAGGCACUAGAGUAUGCUGUUUUUGUGUCCAUUUUAAUUGCUCUUUCACUUUUUUGUGGUUGAAAAAAUAAGGGCAUUAAUGCUCGUUUGAAUUAGUUUUCUAGUGUCAAUUUUGAGUACAAGUUCAAAGAAAUAUUGGUAUAUGUAUGACAAGAAUUGUCCAUCAUGAACUGUGUAUUCUCGGAUAUUGGCUCAACCGGAGUAAUUAAAUUAGAUUGCAAUGUUGUUGUGCGACU